This is a messenger RNA of Vidua chalybeata, 5454 nucleotides long. It is a transcript of the gene TASOR, whose product is annotated as transcription activation suppressor. The record is from RefSeq and is a predicted model, not a curated record. Bases 203 to 5257 code for a protein of 1684 amino acids. Gene Ontology annotation, molecular function: chromatin binding. The transcript is spliced from 23 exons. Gene Ontology annotation, biological process: protein localization to heterochromatin; negative regulation of gene expression, epigenetic. Gene Ontology annotation, cellular component: heterochromatin; nucleoplasm. Lineage: Eukaryota; Metazoa; Chordata; Aves; Passeriformes; Viduidae.
CUGGGCCGGGCUGGCCGCAGACCCGCCCCCCCCUGCCACCGCCAUGUUGUGUGGUGGGGCUGGGGCGGGGGCGGCCCGGGGGCUGCCGUGAGGCGGGCGGAGGGGGAGUCGAGGCGGCGCGGGCGCUGCUGGCGCUGGGUAGGGGCGCUGUGCUGGGAAGAAGAGAAGGCGCGGGCUGCCGGGCUCGCUUCUCCGGAGGGGAAUGGCGGAUGCCGUGAUCCGCACUGGCGGCGAGAUGGAGCCGGAGCAGCAUCAGCGGAUGGAGAAGACCAGCGCGGGCGUCCUCGGAGUGGAGAGUAACAGAGCAGGAGCCGCUGAGGACACCACACAAAAUGGCGGACGCUCUGAGAGCGGUAGCGCUGGGGAGGCGCUGCUGGUGGCUGCUGUUGCUGCAGAGGACAAGGUCCUCACAAACCUCAGCAUCAGUAGCAGCAGCCAGCGCAGGAGCAGCAUCUCGACGGCAAAUGAACAGCAGCAGCAGCAGCCGCCCAGCGGUGUGCUUGGGGGGCCGCCCCCUCUCCCUAAGCCCCCAGAAGACCAGCAGCCUGUUAGGAGGAACUUUCAGAUCCCCAGGAAGAGCAGAGAAAAGAAAGCACUCUUUCAGCCAGUACUUCCAGGUUCUCGGGAAUUUGAGGAUAUUAUAAAGAUUCUACAUUCUUGCUACUUGGAUCAAAGUUCAGUGUCUAAUUUUAAAUACAAGAGAGCCAGCUUAGUUCAUAGUGAACUGUUGGAAAAGGAAUUCACAGAAAAACGCAGAGAGCUGAAGUUCGAUGGGCGCCCGGAGAAGGAGCUCUCGGAGAGUUACGCAUUCCUCAUGGUGGAUCGGUGCCAGAUCCAGAGCAUAUGUGAAAAGGGACUGCAGGUUGGCCACUCCAAAAUCACAGUUCUUGGCAGCCCUUCCAUGGGUGUAUAUAUCUCCAAGUAUGCUGAUUUAUUGCAGCCUAAUCCUCUAGAAUCUGGAGCAACUGGAGAUGUGAUUGUUUUUAAAAUAAUAAAGGGAAAAAUGAAAAGCAUAUAUGACCACAUUGGUAUGAAAGCAGUGGAAUCAACUGUCAAGAGUGUGUUGGAUCCCACCCCAAAGCACGAGUGUCAUGUUUCAAAGAAUGCAACUAAAGUCACCUCCUUGUUGGCUUACCGAGCUUAUGAACUUACUCAGUACUACUUUUAUGAAUACGGCUUUGAUGAGAUCAGGCGAAGACCAAGACAUGUUUGUCCUUACGCUGUUGUUUCAUUUACUUAUAAAGAUGACAUGGCACAAGGACCAAAAGUUGUGCCCCCAUCAAGAGCAAACACCUUCCAUGCAGAUAGAAGUACAGAGAAACCUAACGUUACAUUGUGGAGGGGACAGCUUUGGAAUAAAGGCAGACUUAUCUGCCAUGUUUCCCUAAAAUCAGCAGCAAAACCUUUCCUUCCAUGCAAGCUUCCUGAGAAGCUUGAGGUUGAAAAGGUUGCAAGCAUUGAUCAGCUGAAGAAAAAAAUUUCACCAUCAUUGUUCUUAAAAGAAACUUACCAAGAAAGAAAAGAAGUGUGGAAGAAUGGCCUGUACUGUAGCCUGUAUGAAGUUGUGGAGAAGUCGCGUUCUGGGAGUCACUUAGAGGGUUUACUUCAAAAACUAGAGAACGAGAAACUUGUCCUUGUGAAGCCACUUGUGGACAGAGGAUUUCUUUUUCUUCUUUCUCCUUGGCAAAUGAUGUCCCCUUAUGACCACCAGACUGGACGGUCCCGUGUGCUUCAUGCAUUGUUUCUGUUUCCAGAGCCUAGAGGUGUAAUUUACUCAGCACAAAAAAGUGUUCCAUAUGGAACACAGAAAAAUUCAACUACUGAGAAAAAGGAAAUUGUUCCAGAAUUGACAAAGUUGAUUCAGUCUCUGCAUUUUGCUUUAUUCCGGUCCCGUAGACACAGCGGUGUAGAUUUCAAUGCUGUUAUGGAAAAGUACGUGCAUGAGUACUUUAAAAAACUCUACUAUGGCCCUGGAGGAGGUAGAGAAUUUACAUUUCAUGAGUACUCAACACAUCUGGAUGAAAAAAAAUCCCUGUACCCUGCCCCAAGAUACAAAGGUCACAUUAGCAGGUGCUUGCAGAACUAUAUUUUCAGUUGUGAGGCCUAUCAGCUCCCCGUUUCCAGAGCUAAGGAACUGCUGGAUAGAAAUCGGAAGCCUCAGCGCUUCAGUCCCAUCUCAGAUUAUGAAGCUAGAGAAGACUACUCUGACUUUUCCAAGGCAAAAUGCAGGAAAAGAAUCCAUCCCAAAUAUGAAGCCAUUGCUGUCAAAAAAAAACUGCCUCAUUUUGGAGACUAUGAUACUGAAAGACUCAAGGAACUUAUUAACUUGAUCCAGUGUAGGAAGAAAAAUGUAGGUGGAGAUUCUGAUUCUGAAGACCCCAGAAUUAGAAGUGGUCUGAAAAGAAAGCUGGAAAAACAAUCUGAACAUUUGCAGAAAUACCUAAAAAUGAGUGACUCUUCAGAGAAUAUUUUUCAGUACAAAGGGGGCAGAACCUUGGAUUCACCACACUCUGUGUUCUCAACGAAUUCUGGUGGCCAUGAGGGUGACUUCAGGCAGGCGGAUGUGUCGGACGCUGACAUCGAAGCGCUGCUGGAGACACUGGCCUCUGCUGGUCCCUGGGACCCGGCGCUGGCACAGUCUGUCACUCAGGCCUUAGCAUUAGGCACUGAGGAAAUUGAAGAGUAUGUGAGACAAAAAUAUGAGUAUGAAUCCAUUCCAGCACAGGACAGAGAUGAUCACGAGCUUCCUAACACUGCUCAAGCUGACAGUGUUACCUUCAAGGACCCGCAGAGCCCGGCCAUGCUGGAAACUGACGUGCUGUGCUUGCCCUGCCCCAUUGAUGUUGGUCUGCAGCUCCCACCCAACGAAGCACCCCUUGAGCACAUGCUACAUUUACAAGAAGCCAGCACUGAGACUACCUUUGAAGACUGCAGUCCCUGUCCUAGUGCACCUAUAGAACAUGGCUAUCUCAGGCAACAUCCCUGCUCAAAUAAUCUAGGGGAAGUCGGAAUGCACUGGAAACUUAUCCCAAUUACAGGUCUGAAAUCACCAGAAGAGCCACUGGAAUACUUGCCACCAACGGAUGCACUUCCUAAUGACCCCCGGGUAGUAAAUAGACAGAGAAAUUCUGAUUAUCAAUUGCCAUGCUCUCCAUUUUCAGACACACAGAAGGGGACAGCAGAAGAUGGACAUUACACAGGACAAGUGGAGAAACCUGAAGAUCAGUAUGAGCUAACAGAUCAACCUUUUACAGCUAAGCAUUCCAUUAGUGCAGUAAUAGAGACAACACUGUUAGAAGAAUAUAAGCUCUUUGCAAGAAAGAUUCAAGAAAUUUUGCAACAAAAAAACAUUCCUUAUGUCAGUGACAUGUCCACACAAGUCCUUUCGGCCCAGGAGAGGAUAAUGAGACUUUCUGAACACAUCUGUUUGCAGGCAUCAGAGAUUUCUGUCCAAGAAUAUAUAGAGAGCCUGAGUGAGAAGCUGAACAGUGUCAUUUUGGCUUCUUCAUGCAUGAAGCAGACUCCCCCAGUUUAUUCUAGUCCUGGAGCACUGGAGGUGGUGAGCAGCACUGCCCCAGGGCCCGUGCCUGACACGCUGGCCGUGUGCAGGGACAGUGACAUGGUGCCAGUCCCAGAGCCACUGUGCAAUGACCUGGGGGAAGAGCUGCAUUCUCAUGAGCAGCCUUCAGCAAGCCUACCCCUAGGGAAGGAGAAAAUGGCUCAUGGGAAUGCUAAACCAGAGGAUCAGACUUCUUCUGGUGGUGAUCUCAUGGAACCACCAGAAAAGACUCAGAAAUCCCCUGAGAACUUAAACGUUUCAACUCAACCAGCUCUUUCUGAUUUCAUAAGCCAGUUAGAACCUGAACUAUUUACCAGUUUGGUCAAAAUAAUGGCAGGCGUACAGAAAAGCACUGUCAAAUUUUAUAUUCAUGAAGAGGAGGAAAGUGUUCUCUGCAGAGAAAUCAAGGAAUAUCUUAGAAGGUUAGGGAACACAGAGUGCCAUCCAGAGGAGUUCCUUAAAAGCGAUAAUUUGGAUAAACUGUUGAUCAUUAUCCAAAAUGAAGACAUUGCCAACCUCAUCCAUAAGAUCCCUAGCCUGGUGACUCUGAAGAGGCUCUCCUGUGUCAGCUUUGCAGGGGUCGAGAGUUUGGAUGAUGUGAAAAAUCACACUUAUAAUGAGCUGUUUGUGUCUGGGGGUUUUGUUGUGUCAGAUGAAUCUGUCCUUAACCCAGAGUCCAUCACUACAGAUAAACUAAAACAGUUCCUGACAUUUCUGGAGGACCUCAAUACCCCAGAUGGGAAAUGGCAAUGGAAAGUCCACUGCAAAAUACAAAAAAAACUGAAAGAGCUGGGGAGGAUGAAUGCCAAUGCCCUGAACCUGCUCACCCUUCUGAACACCUAUCAAAAGAAGAACUUGGUUGAGAUUCUGUCUUACCAUAACUGUGAUUCUCAAACUCGAAAUGCUCCAGAACUUGAUUGUCUCAUCAGGCUUCAGGUUCAAAACAUACAACAGAGACAUGUUGUCUUCCUAACAGAAAAGAAUCUGAAAACGCUCUCGAGUUACAUUGAUAAUGGCAUAGUGGUUGCUGCUGUUGAUGACUUUAUGCGUAACUUUAAAAGUCUCAUUGGGUUUCACAACUCUGUUACUGAGCAGAACCACCUCCCUCCCUGCAGUGCUGACCAAAGACAAUCAGUUCUUGUAGAAAAGGAUGAAAAGGAUGAGGAGGACAUGUCUCUGGAUUCAGGGGAUGAAUUGUCAGAAAUAGAAAUCUGCAGUGGUGCCUCUAAGUAUGAUACUCAUGUGGAAGCUUUGCAGACAGAGACCAAGGGCCCACAUGGAGUAGAUGCUAAAGAAAGCUGCUUAUCAGUUACAGAGUUACCUCCUGAAGCACAAACUGGCCUUGGGGAAAAGACUUACAAAAGUGACUUGGAAGAGAAGCAGCCAAUUCCUACAGUUUCUACAACAUGCUCUGCUGAAGGAGAAAAACACAAUACAGUUGAACAAACUCCUUUCAGUAACUUCCAGGUUUAUAGCAGACAAUUAAACAUGUCCCAUCAAUUCAGCCACUUUAGUGUCCUCACUCAUCAAACUUUUCUGGGAACAACAUACCAAAUUUCUCCUGCAAAUCAAAACCAAGAAGGGUGCAAUUAUUUUCUAUCUGCCUACAAUCAGAGCAUGGAUACAGAAAAGUCAUUGUCACCUGGUGGCUGGGAUAGUUGCUGUGAUUCUUCCAGGCCAUAUUCAGAACAGAAAUGAACUCUUAAGUCUCUUUUUCUAAGUUGCUGUGGACUUCCCUGUUUCUAAAAUGUUGGAUUAACAAUUUGUAUUUUAUUCUGGAACAAAAUGUUUCUUGUUAUCUCAGAUGUUUUCAUGUUCUAUUUAAAUCCCUGAUGGCCUGUCCCUGUUGGAACCAUCUGAAAAUUUAAAUAAAUACAUAUAUUUUUUAACGUUUA